Microtus oregoni (creeping vole) is the source of this 6378-nucleotide messenger RNA. It is a transcript of the gene Btbd9, whose product is annotated as BTB domain containing 9. NCBI's taxonomy places the organism in Eukaryota, Metazoa, Chordata, Mammalia, Rodentia, Cricetidae. The coding region runs from base 220 to 2055 and encodes 611 amino acids. The record is from RefSeq and is a predicted model, not a curated record. The transcript is spliced from 11 exons. Gene Ontology annotation, biological process: modulation of chemical synaptic transmission; adult locomotory behavior; circadian behavior. Gene Ontology annotation, molecular function: protein binding.
CUAAGUGACGCCAGCGCGCAAGGCGCGUGCGCGGCCACGGCGGUGUGCGUGAAGGCGGGCGCGCGCCGCGACGGCGGCGGCGGGGAAGGCGGCGACCGCGGCGGCCGAGGGGGCGGUGGCCACGGGGCAGGGUCGCUGCAGGCGGAGGAGACGUGUGUGGCGGCGGCUAGGUCGCUGAGGAACAUCGUCGGGGUCAGUGACUAUCAUCUGUUCCACACGAUGAGUAACAGCCACCCUCUUCGCCCCUUUACUGCAGUGGGGGAAAUCGACCACGUGCACAUUCUGUCUGAGCACAUUGGUGCCUUGUUGAUUGGUGAAGAAUAUGGCGAUGUCACAUUUGUUGUGGAAAAGAAGCGGUUUCCUGCCCACAGGGUAAUUUUAGCAGCUAGGUGCCAGUAUUUUCGAGCAUUACUGUAUGGUGGGAUGCGAGAGUCUCAGCCUGAAGCCGAAAUCCCUCUCCAGGACACCACUGCAGAAGCAUUCACAAUGCUGCUCAAAUACAUCUACACUGGGCGGGCGACACUGACAGAUGAGAAGGAGGAGGUGCUGCUGGAUUUUUUGAGCCUGGCUCAUAAAUAUGGAUUUCCAGAGCUAGAGGAUUCUACCUCUGAGUAUCUCUGCACCAUCCUUAACAUCCAGAAUGUCUGUAUGACUUUUGAUGUUGCCAGUCUCUACUCACUGCCCAAGUUAACUUGUAUGUGCUGCAUGUUCAUGGACAGAAAUGCUCAGGAGGUGCUCGCCAGUGAAGGCUUCCUCUCCCUUUCCAAGACGGCACUUCUGAACAUCGUUUUGAGAGAUUCGUUUGCUGCUCCUGAGAAAGAUAUUUUCUUAGCCUUGUUAAACUGGUGUAAGCACAAUGCAAAGGAGAACCAUGCUGAAAUCAUGCAGGCUGUGCGUUUACCUCUGAUGAGCCUCACUGAGCUUCUGAAUGUUGUGAGACCUUCAGGGUUGUUGUCUCCAGAUGCUAUUCUCGAUGCCAUUAAAGUGCGUUCAGAGAGCCGGGAUAUGGACCUCAACUACAGAGGCAUGCUCAUACCAGAAGAAAACAUCGCAACUAUGAAGUACGGAGCCCAGGUUGUGAAAGGAGAGCUGAAGUCAGCCUUGUUGGAUGGUGACACUCAAAAUUAUGACUUGGAUCAUGGAUUUUCCAGGCAUCCCAUCGAUGAUGACUGCCGCUCUGGCAUUGAGAUCAAGCUCGGCCAGCCGUCCAUUAUCAACCACAUACGCCUCCUCCUGUGGGACCGUGACAGCCGGUCUUAUUCCUACUUUAUUGAAGUGUCCAUGGAUGAACUUGACUGGAUCAGAGUCAUAGAUCACUCACAUUACCUGUGUCGGUCUUGGCAGAAGUUGUAUUUCCCAGCUCGCGUCUGCAGGUAUAUCCGAAUAGUUGGGACUCACAACACAGUGAACAAGAUUUUCCACAUCGUGGCUUUUGAAUGUAUGUUUACGAACAAAACCUUCACUCUGGAAAAGGGCCUAAUAGUUCCCAUGGAGAAUGUAGCAACGAUUGCUGAUUGUGCCAGUGUGAUUGAAGGAGUCAGCCGGAGCCGAAAUGCCUUGCUCAAUGGGGACACUAAGAAUUAUGACUGGGAUUCUGGCUACACGUGUCAUCAGCUGGGAAGUGGUGCAAUUGUGGUUCAGCUGGCACAGCCAUACAUGAUUGGGUCAAUACGGUUAUUACUCUGGGAUUGUGACGAUCGAAGCUACAGUUAUUACGUUGAGGUUUCCACCAAUCAGCAGCAGUGGACCAUGGUGGCUGACAGAACAAAAGUGUCCUGCAAGUCCUGGCAAUCAGUCACUUUUGAAAGACAGCCUGCCUCCUUCAUCCGAAUCGUUGGAACACACAACACAGCAAAUGAGGUGUUCCACUGUGUCCACUUUGAGUGUCCGGAGCAGCAGAGCAGCCAAAAAGAAGAGAGCAGUGAGGAACCGGGGACAGGGGACCCCAACACCCCCAGUCAGCAGCUCGACCCUCAUGCACUGCGAGCACCCAGCGCCAGCUCACUGCCCCCGAGUCCGGGCCCCAACUCACGCUCACCCAACCAACAGCACUAAUAAAGAAGGCAGAGGACGCGGUGUGACUUGGGUGGGGCAGGAGUGUGCCCUCCCAGGCGGGCCCUAUGUGCAGCACCCUUCCCCAUCUCUGGGAGGAGCAGACCUGGCUGCAAAAGCCACCCCAACCAGGCUUUUCCCCCAGGGGACAGAAGGGCAUCCAUGUUCUCCCCAAUCUUCAGGCAGUCUCCAGGGGAAGGAAGUGGGUCUCGAUUCUCCAAGUCCACCGUCAGCUCCUACCUCUAAUGUUACCAAGGUACCAGUGCAGAAGGAAUCUAGAGACAAGCCAAGCUCAGUACAAGAAGGAACCCUAGACCUUGACAACCAGAAAAGGGCCCAGGCCCAAGUGUCCCCAUUGCCUUUGCAUUGCUACUUGGUGGUUUACAGUCGUGUAGUUUAUCCUCAGCUGCUGCGUCAUGGCUGCUGCAGCCUUGUGGAACUGCUCUAGCCCUCUGCAGCUGCAAGGGUCUUCCUCAGUCUGCAGUGCCUGCAGGCAGGCAGAGCAGAAGCUGCCCCUCCUAAAUGACACCGGAUGUGGCUCUUCAUGGCACUGAGCCUGACCAGAAAAAUCUUCUAAGUUCAACCAGACACACAAUGUGCAAACCAAUCUUUGGACACUGGAGUUCAUAAUUGAUCAAAUUGUCACUUUAUUAACCUGUCAUUCCUGACGGACGCACCUGCCAGCCUGGGAGGCAGCUGGAAGCAGUGGCCGUGCCAGCCGCUGGAGGACCACCCACAAGCCUGAGGACAGACGCUUGUCCAGCCAGCAGAUGGGGUGUCAGGAGCACAGGCCUGGGGAUGGUGAAGAAGAGAUUCUUGAGGGCCUCCAUCUUUAACUGCUGCAGCUCCACGCAGCUCCCACUGUCACGCCCAUGCAUAGCUCCUGCCUCUGCACCUCCCUGUUGCAUCCCGAGGCCCCAGGAGGUCUCCUUAGCACUUCCUGUGAGCGUGUUCAGAGAAGAGUGGAACUUCAGGGUUGGGUCCUGCUCUAGAAGUGAAAGGGUGGGCCAGCCAGCUUUCUCUGAGUUUGACUUAAUUGGAAUGGGUUGUCCACACUGAAGAGCUGGCAGCACGAGUCCUCAGGCUGCAGUAGGGGUCAUCUUCCUGUGCAUUCAGGCCUAGGUGCAGAGCUGGUCCUGGGGGAGACUAGUCCGCAGUCCGAAUCUCUGGCUUCACUGCUGUGUGGUAUGGCUGCCUCAGGGAGGAGGCUCCCAUGUGUGGAUAGGGUGCCCCCAUUGUUUAUGGGGUGCUGCCAGGCAGCCUGGAGAACUGUCUGUCCACUCAGCAUCUCUACAAGCAGCGCCCCCUGCCAGUGCACAAGGAACCCCAAGCUGUGGAGGGUGGAAUCUCUUCCCGUGGAGGGUAAUGCAUGAGGGCUCAUUUGUAUUGUUCUUGUUCAGUUAUUUGCUAAGAUAGUUCUUCUCUGUGUAGCCUAGGUUGGCCACACUCAGGGCAAUCCUGCUUCAGUGGGACUGAGUUGACAAGAAGCCACAUUGGGGUCAACACACACACCUAUCAUGCUAAGCACUGGGCACGCGGUGCUCUUGGCAGCCCAUUCCCCACAUCCCAGACCCAUACCUUGUGACUUCCUUUCUCCUUAGGAUACUAUUGUGUAUUCAGGUUAUGACUAUAGAAGGGAACCUUCGAUGUCGGCACUGCCAUGGUCCCCUCCAUCAAAUAAGCGGAGGGGAGAUGCGACAUCAAAGUCACAGAUGCCAGUGGGGAGUGCCGAGAACCGUAGCAAGCCCUCAGUCACCUGAGUGACUGCCGUGGCCGCCCUUGGGAAGACUUUCUUAGAUAGAUGCCUGCUUAGGGUGCAGGAGGACACUGGCUGGCUUACCUCCCACCAGACCCGGGAGCUCACCCCUGGCUGAUGGGCAUGCUGAUGUGUCUUGAGGCCACAGGCACCUCUAAGGUAGGUCCACAUUUCCAGAGGACUGAGCCUGGCUCGUCCCCUUCAGGAGUCUCCCCUGGGGCCAGCAGACUGGAAAUGAGACUGGAGUGUGAACAACAGGCAGGCUGGUUGGGACUCGGACGAUCCUGUGCACCCAGCACCUAGCACUGUACUGGUGGACUCUAACCCUGAGGACUGGUUGGGUGCCAAGGAGCCACAGUCAUAGGAUAGGGGACAGAGGCAGUGUGAGCCAUUGCUCCCUCAGCCCUGCCCUGCUCUGCCCUGCCCUCCCCUCCCCAUAAGGUCAACAGUGUGUGAACAAGAGCAGAGCUUGGAGAGUAGCUGCUGCAUGAUGCCUCUGGCAGUGCCCACUGUGAAGGGGCACCUGCGUCUAGGUCACAGGCUCUGCAGAGCCGCUCGUGCUCCUUCAGAUCAUGUUCUUUAGGAUGGCAGGUGUCCGCACUGGGGCUCCUGGGGGACCAUUUGGGCUCUGUAGAGCAGCUUCAGGCGGCCUUACACUGGGACUGAGCAUCUCCUAAGCCUUCCGUACUUUUCCUGUUUGCCUUUAGUGAGUUCCAAGCCUGUUACAGAUGUGGGCUCUUUCAGCUGUCACUUUCCACUUUUAUUAAAUGAAGUGUUGAUUCUGGACAAAUCCAUUACAAGUGUUCUGUUCCUAGAAGACUAGAAAAGGAAAUUCUUUUCAGCGAGAGAGGGAUAUGUCCGUUGGGCUCAUUCCUUUCCCUUCCUCGUGAGUUUUGAAUUGUCUAAGAAAUUGCUCAGUAGUUAAGCCAUCUCCACAAUUGUCAGACCAGAGUGCACAGCUAACCCAGCCAAUCUGCAGUUCUUUCUAACUUAGAAGAUAACAGAAUUGUAAACAUGGCCUCUGCGGGGCACAGGAAGAGCGUGAAAUCUACAGCCAAAGUGGGUCUUGGUGUGUUGAGGCUGCUUGGCACUGAAACCGCUCAGCCCUGCCUAGGACUACAGACGUCCCUUUGGAUGGGCAGAGAACUGCCUCCUUCUAGGAAGUUCCUCGUUAGCUUUGCUCUGCUGUGUUCCUGUCACCUUGCCCCCUGCGUGGUGAAUGGAGCCUCGUAGUAGUGCUGAAGUGACCUGGCACUGCGGGCACUGGCCAUGCUCUGGUUAGUUUGCAACAUAAUGAUUGAUUCUGAGUGUUUACCCUGACAGCGGCUCUGGCAGGAGGGGAGCGCUUAUUAGCGGCCCUAGGCCCUGCAGUGCCUUGUGCUACCAAGUGGAGCACCCAAUGUUAAGGUUUCUGGAGUUGCCAGGAAGGAGGGGAGUGGCUGGACUGGCCAUGGGCUGCUGGAAUGCAUCCAUCGCUCCUCUGGAUGGGGCUUGGGCAUCCCUGGCAGUAGAUGAACGAGAGGCCAUGAGCUUGUGUGAGCUGCACUUCACUUCCCUAGGGUAAGGAAGAACCCCCUCCCCUCCCCACCGUCCUUUCCUUGAACUUCACUUUGAAAGAUGUACAGGAAUAGUGCUUGUUCCAGAAUAAGCUUCCAGUCUAGCAGUGGUCGGGCAGGGCACUGUGGCCUCACACUUUCCUCUUCUGUCCCCACCCCUGCUUUCUAACCUCUGCCGCUAGAGGUCAAACUGAGUGGGGUUUCUGGACAGAUAGUUCCCAUCCCCAACGAAGGACGCGAUCACCCCUGAAACCUGUGAUUGAUGUCCUCUCAGUACCUGUCAUUUGCAGCUGGAAUAUUUAUAGCCCUGGGCAGUUAGCUGAGGUAGACUGGUGGCCCGGAGCCACACACCUGUCCCUGCAGUUGUCUCCAGCCUCAGUCUUCCCAGUGACAGUGGUGCUUACUACUUUGGAGGUGGCAAAGCAGGGUUCCCAGCUCAGCACAGUGUAUAUGCCUGAAAGUGGGGUACUAUCUGUGACUCCCAGGGGUUAUAGCCAGAGACAAGGUAUGGUCAAAGCUGGGCUGGAGAUGUGGAGUCCCACAGCCCCUGGUGGCUGCUUCAGACUCUGGGUCUCAGGAUGGCCUUCCAAACGUGGCCUGAGAGCUAGGAACCUCCUUGUUAGACUGGCCUGGGGCUGAUGUCCCCAAGGCCACUUUAUACCUCCAUAGCUGUCCCCAGUGCGGAGUGAGGAUAGUGCCCAUAAGCCACUCUGACCAAAUUUGUGUGGACUGGAUUUUCCAGAGAAGAGGAGCCACCUCCCCUCUAUGGCUACCAUUCCUGAGCCAGUGGAGAUCGCAGGUGCUGUCCCCGUACUCCUCCAGGGGUCUCUUGAAGGUUAGACGGGAUCGUGCGAGUCCUGGGCAUGGUUCUCUGAGGAAGUUCCCAGGGCAGUGUUUGGAUUGUGACCCUGAGGUGGUGUGGCAUCCUCACUUGGCAAGCUGUGUUGCGACCCUCAGUUCACCGUGUGUGCAAUGCCACUGUGGGCUCCCCGCAGAAAUAAAGCACUACUUCUA